AGCAGAAAUCUGGACCGGAAGAAACGAACGAUAGGAAGACCGUUCGCCAGGGAGCUGGGAAGGGAGGACUGAAGGCCCAGGGCAGUCGGGUAUCACCAACUGGAAGGCGCAUUGGGCAUUGUUGCCGCCCAGGGCAAGACGGAGAGGGAGAGGAGGAAGGGGGUCCCAGCCAAGGGGUCAGACCCGCAGAGCUCGAGGUACUGGUACCUCGGGUUCCUGACCGCCCCAAAGGGCAGCGCCCCGCUUGGGUGAACCCCAAUCAAUGGUUUUUGGCGGGCAGGCACCGUGGCAGUACCUGAACUUUUUGCUUUCGGCCGCCCCCCUGUGCUGCAGUUGCUCCGAGUGCCCGUUCUGUGCCAAAGCCCAAGCGUGAAACCGGUGCUCGUCUUUUUCCCAAGGGAGCUGCAUUUCGAAGCCGGUCCUCGCUUCACCCACUUUCCUUCCAUUCCCUUCCCUCCCUCGCUUGACUUGUUGCGACAUUCCCUCGCGAACGCGCGAUUGAGACUUCUCAAGAUGUCCGCGAAGAGCAUCCUCGAGGCCGAUGGCAAGGCCAUCAUCAACUACCACCUCACUCGGGCGCCAGUGAUCAAGCCCAGCCCGCUGCCGCCGCCGGCCACGCACAAUCCUCCUCCCAAGCUCGCCUCCAUUCACUUCGCUGAGGGCGCCGACAUCAACGGGGUCCUCGACCAGGCCGAGACCACAUACCCGUGGCUGCUGCAGCAGGGCGCCAAGUUCGUUGCCAAGCCGGAUCAGCUCAUCAAGCGCCGCGGCAAGAGCGGCCUCCUGGCUCUCAACAAGACCUGGGCCGAGGCGAGAGCGUGGAUUGCUGAGCGCGCCGGCAAGGUGCAGAAGGUCGAGCACACCGAGGGUGUUCUCCGGCAAUUCCUCGUCGAGCCCUUCGUGCCGCACCCCCCCAACACCGAGUACUACAUCAACAUCAAUUCGGUCCGCGACGGCGACUGGAUUCUGUUCACCCACGAGGGUGGUGUCGAUGUCGGCGAUGUCGAUGCGAAGGCGGAGAAGCUCCUGAUUCCCGUUGACCUGACAGAAUAUCCCUCCAACGAGGAGAUCGCUGCCGCUCUCUUGAAGAAUGUGCCCAAGGGUCUCCACAAUGUCCUGGUUGACUUCAUCACUCGGCUCUAUGCUGUCUACGUCGACUGCCAGUUCACAUACCUCGAGAUCAACCCGCUGGUUGUGAUCCCCAACGAGGAUGGCACCUCCGCGUCGGUCCACUUUCUCGAUCUGGCUGCGAAGCUGGAUCAAACAGCAGACUUCGAGUGCGGUGUGAAGUGGGCGAUCGCGAGGUCGCCCGCCGCUCUGGGCAUCAACGCCCCGCCGACGACCAACAACGGCGUCAACAUCGACGCCGGCCCGCCGAUCGUGUUCCCCGCUCCGUUCGGCCGUGAGCUCUCCAAGGAGGAAGCUUACAUUGCCGAGCUUGAUGCGAAGACGGGAGCCUCGCUCAAGCUGACGGUCCUGAACCCCAACGGCCGGAUCUGGACCCUGGUGGCUGGUGGUGGCGCGUCUGUGGUCUACGCGGACGCUAUCGCCUCGGCCGGUUUCGCCGACGAGCUGGCCAACUACGGCGAGUACUCCGGCGCUCCGACCGAGUCUCAGACGUACCACUACGCGAGGACGGUGCUCGACCUGAUGCUGCGGGCGCCGAUGAGCCCCAAGGGCAAGGUCCUGUUCAUCGGCGGCGGCAUCGCCAACUUCACCAACGUGGCGAGCACGUUCAAGGGCGUCAUCAAGGCGCUCCGCGAGUACGCCAAGGCGCUCAACGAGCACAACGUCCAGAUCUGGGUCCGCCGUGCCGGCCCUAACUACCAGGAGGGUCUCAAGAACAUGAAGGCGGCGACGCAGGAGCUCGGCCUCAACGCCAAGAUCUUCGGCCCCGAGAUGCACGUGAGCGGCAUUGUGCCGCUGGCGCUGAUCCCGGGCAAGUGGGAGGAGAGCAAGGCGGAGGAGUUCAAGGGUUAGACGGGUACCUAUGUGUGAGAAGGUACAGGGGAGCGGGUGCUAUUCGCAUUGCCGGCUGAUGAAUUUCGGUUGCGGCGCAUCUUAUAUCACGGGAGAGGACCCGAUAGAAAGUAUAAUAAACCGUGUUGUUGUGUGU
Messenger RNA from Thermothielavioides terrestris NRRL 8126, 2116 nucleotides. RefSeq lists its product as uncharacterized. The coding region runs from base 514 to 1980 and encodes 488 amino acids. The record is from RefSeq and is a predicted model, not a curated record. Gene Ontology annotation, cellular component: succinate-CoA ligase complex. Gene Ontology annotation, biological process: succinyl-CoA metabolic process; tricarboxylic acid cycle. The transcript is spliced from 5 exons. NCBI's taxonomy places the organism in Eukaryota, Fungi, Ascomycota, Sordariomycetes, Sordariales, Chaetomiaceae. Gene Ontology annotation, molecular function: succinate-CoA ligase (ADP-forming) activity.